Molecule: messenger RNA, 4991 nt
Organism: Trichomycterus rosablanca
Lineage: Eukaryota; Metazoa; Chordata; Actinopteri; Siluriformes; Trichomycteridae
Gene: ccdc88b
Product: coiled-coil domain containing 88B
Exons: 29
Coding region: 77-4900 (1607 amino acids)
Biological process (GO): cytoplasmic microtubule organization; cytoskeleton-dependent intracellular transport
Cellular component (GO): cytoplasm; centrosome
Molecular function (GO): dynein light intermediate chain binding; microtubule binding
Source: RefSeq, a predicted model, not a curated record
CUACAUACUUUCAUUUCCUGUGGAAACUUUCAUAUGAAGGAUAAUUUUAACAGCCACCUGUUGAGGUUUAAACAAGAUGGACGAGAACUUCACGGAAAUGUUAGAAGAGUUUAUGGGGAGCGCACUUGUUACAUGGGUAUAUUUGUUUGAGGACAUGGUUGGUGACGAUGGUCAGGACUACAUGGAAGUCAACUCCAACUCCCAAAAUGCACUUAGACAGUACCUGCGCCUCACCAAUGGAGUGUACCUCAAUGAAGUCAUGAGAAUUAUUGAUUCUAAUCCAAAAGUAGAGCAGAUCUACCGCAACGUAGGUGAUGACAAGAUUCUCAGAGUUCAGAACUUCUCCAUCCUCAACCGCCACUUGAGAUCCUACUAUCAGGAAAAUCUACAGCAGUUGGUUCUGAUGCCUCUUCCCAACAUAGCUGUUUUAGGAAGAGAUCCUCUUACAGAGGGCGCUCUGGAGGAAGUACGAAGGCUGCUUUUGCUGUUAUUGGGAUGUGCUGUACAGUGUGAGACGAAAGAAACCUUUAUUCAGCAAAUUCAGUCACUCGACAUCGAGACUCAGGCAGCUCUCGCCCUCUGCAUACAAGAGGUGACUCAGGACCCAAACACAGUUCUGCCCCUGCAGUAUGGAGAGAUGUAUGGGCUAAAUGGACUGGAAUUUCAGGCACUGCUUAGUGCACUUGCCCGGCAAAUCCAGAGCCUCCUGGCUCAGAGAGACACACAUCUGGAGAGGAUUGCAGAGCUGUCAGUGCAGCGUGAAUCGAUUUCGUCCCCCACCGCUCCCCCCGCUGGCCUCUGGGACAGCGCUCCGGAGGGACUAUCUGUACAGCUGGCAGAUAGCAAAGCUAGACUUCGCAGACUUAAGCAGGAACUCGAGGAUAAAGAAGAUCAGUUACUUGAUUACAAACAAGAAAUACAGACUAUGGAAGAGGAACUAAAGAAAUUGCAGUGUGAGAACCGGGCUCUGCAGGGUGAGGUUCGAGUCAGUCGAAAUCUGCGUGAUGAGCUGGACUGUUUGCGCGAGCGUGCAUCUAAAGCUGAGCAGCUUCAGACGGAGCUGAAGAGCUGCACGCAUCGUCUGCGCAGCAUGGAACUCUACCGAACUCAGCUGAAGGAGCAGCAGCAGUACUGUGCCUCGUUGCAGGAGAACAAGGCUCUGCUGGAGGAGCAGCUGGCUGAUGCACGUGCCCGCUGUUCCGCUCUACGUGAACUAGAGAGGGACAAUCUCCUACUCCGCCAGAAACUCAUGGACAUGGAGGCGGAGCGGGAUGUGGAAAGGCAGAGGGUCGAUGAGCUGUUGGAGAUGAACAUGAACCUGCAGAUGGAUGUGAAGCGACACUCUUUCUCUGAGGUGAUACGGAGGCACCAAUCCCAUGCCCUGCAAUCAGAGCUGGAAUCUGAUGAAGAGCUUCAGGAGCUCAAGAGUCCAGAGGAUCCUGUGGAACUAAAGCCACUUAGUGUAGAGGUGGACGAGGCGUCCUCGAUGAGGCUCCUGGGAGCUGAGAAUGAAAAUGCAGAACUCAGGAGACGACUGGAGCACCUGCUGGCUGAACAAGAGGCUCAGCAGGCUAACUCACCAGACGUAAAAGAGGCUUUGCAGAGACAAACAGAUCGACUUGCACAACUGGAGGAAGAGCACCAAAACACACUCAGAGAGUUUCAGAACCUGAAGAAUGAAAAUAACAGUCUAAAGCAAAACCUUGAAGAGCUGGAGAAAACUCGAAUGCGAGAGCAGAAGCGUGAGAGGUCAGUCGGACAGGUGCAGAGGGAGCUCCCAAGAGGAGAGUGUGAAGGAAAAGACAUGGCAAGAGAUGAGACAGACAGACAUGAGAAGAGAAAAGAUGACAUGAUAAAAGUGCUAAGAGAGGAUGGAGAAGGAGAGGAGGUCCUUCUCAGGGAGAGGAAAGAGGAGGCCAAUAAUGAUUUGGAGACUAAACUAAGAGGAGAAGCCGAGGGGGAGAAAUGGAUACAGACAAGCAGGGAAAAAUCUGAAAGCAGUGCAGCAAGAAGUGAAAACAAAACGGAUGUCCAGACAGCCUUACAAAAGGAACAACAAGAGGAAGAUGUAAGAAAGAUGGAGGCUGAUAAGCUCAGGCAAGACAUACAAAAUCUUUCCGUUCAGCUCCAGCAGGCAGAGGAGGAAACGGAUCGACAAGUUAAAUUGGUCCAGGAACUGCAUUCCAAACUGGCUGAGCAGGCGAAGAAGGCAUUGGAGGCUGAGCAAAAACUGAUUGUCCUAGAAGUUGAGAGUCAGAGACUGAGGAAAGCAGCUAAGAGUCUCACAGAAGCCAGGAAACAAAUAGAGAUGUUGCAGUGUGAAUCCAUGCAACAGGAAGAGGAGCUGAUGCGUCUGCGCAGUCAGGCAGAGCUGCACAAGAUGGAAUCAGCUGUGAUUGCACAGUUAGAGGAUGAGAGAUCUGCACUUGAGAGAGAGCGAGAGACCCUCAAAACGACCAUUGACUCUCUCCGAGCCUCAGUGCGCAAGGGCGAUCAGCUUGAGCUGACCAAUCAGACUCUAAAGGCGGAGCUUGAGCGUUUAGGACGAAGCUUGGAGUCAGCCCGUCGACGUGAAGAGGAGUUAGAAGCCGAGUUAAGGGAGUCUGGUGUCGAGGUAGAGUCCGUAAGCAGGGAGCGGGACCAAUCAAUGCUGGAAGUCACCAGAUUGGAGCAGGAAAAGGAAGUGUGUCAGUCUGAGCUAGACAGUCUGCGGCGGGAGCAAAGGCCAAAGGAGCGAGAGAUGGCUAGACUCCGGCAACAGCUAGAAAGCACCGCCUUAGCACUGGAGCACGGCAACCAGAGAGCCUGCAGCCUGGAGCUCCAGCACAGACGGAUGUGUCAGGAGCUUGCACAACUCAAAGAGACCUGCUCUCAACUAGAAGAACUUCAGAAAGAGAACCAACAACUAAAUUUACAGAAAGCUGAAAACACCACACAGAUUACCUCUCUCACACAGGAGUUAGCCAGUGAGCAUGUACAGUCGCAGAAGCUGUCCACUCAGGUUACUCAGCUGAAUCAUUCUCUUGAAGAGUUGGAGAGCAAGCUUAAAACUGUCACAUCACAACUUGAGCUGCAAACUGAACUUGUCAAAGCAGCAUCACAAGCCACUGCAUCUCCCAGCGAUUCAAGAACAGAGGUGAUAGAACAGCACAGUCAACCUGCAGUACGAAAAGAAAGUCCAGAGGAUGAUAUCAGCACUGCCAAUCAGAUCUCUGAUGACCAACAGUUACAACACGCUGGUUCAACCUGUAAAGAGAUAAAAACCUCAGAUAAAGAGCCUCAGACUCCUGAUACCAGGGAGAGCCUUGGUAUUGUCAGUGAGAAGCUUACAAACGUGGAGAAAGAGAAUGCAGUGCUGCAGCGGGAGCGGGAAGUGCUACUGUCCCAGCUUGCACAGACUCAGGCAGCCAGCACUGAGCUACGAGUACAGUUGGACACUCUGCAGCGUCACUCAAUUUCUCUGCAAGAGAACUGCACCAAACUGCAGGACCUCAACACCAAACUACAGGUAAAGCAAGCUUCUCUAAACUUUCAGCAUGCCUCAGUGUUGGCACGGUGUAAAGAAUAUGAGGUGUGCUGUGCCACCCUGGAGACAGAGUCUAAGGUGUGGCAGAAGGAGAAAGAAGAAUUAGCAGCACGAUGUGAAGCUUUGAGGCGGGACCACGAAAGAUUGACAACUCUGCAGCAAAGACAAGAGGCAGAGCUCGAGGAGCUGCUGGUCAAGCAUAGUCUGCUAAAGGGCAGCAGUCGAGCUGUCGAGGUUCAGUAUAAAGAACUGGAGGCGAGGCAUAAAGUGCUGGUGGAGAGCAAGGCAAAGCUGGAGGAGGCAGAGAGAGCGGUCAAAGAUGAGAGAGAGAAGAUGGAGAAAGCCAUGCAGCAGCAGGUCGAAAGAGAGAAAGAUCUGGAAAGGAUGAAAAUGGAGAACGAGAGGCAUGUGAAUCUGCAAAAGGAGUGGGUCCAGGUGCAGUCUGAAUUACUGGCCCAGGUUUCGGUUCUACGUAAUGACAUGAGCACAGCACAGCUAGAACGAACUAAACUGGAGGGAGAACUUAACAUGCUCAAGGAACAGAACCAGCAGCUGGAUCUCAACAAUGUCCGCCUCAACAGCCAGUACCAGCUUCUUACUCAGUUAAAGGGGAACAUGGAGGAAGAGAACAGGCACCUGGUGGAGCAAAACCAAAGUCUUGCUAAAGAGAACCGAGCACUUUUGGAGCGUAACCUCGAGAACCGAGACCAGCAUCACAAUCAGCAGAGAGAGCACCUUGACAAGCUAAACGAGCUACGCAGAGAGAAGCAGAAAUUGGUGGAGAAGAUAAUGGAUCAGUAUCGGGUUUUGGAACCUGGCAUGCUCGGACCCAAGCAACCAAAGAAGUCUAAUUGGAUUGCAGACCGCAUGAAAAAGCUGAUAAAGCCUAAAGGAGGCAGAGAGGGUCGAGCUCAGUUCAUCGCUGCUGGCAGUGUGGAGAACCUCACAGAGGUGGGAGAUAUGAUGCCCCCCGCCGCUCUAAAUCCAGCAGUUGGUCAGGAGGGAGACCCUUGUAGUUCUCCCUCACCCACUAGGAGAGCGUCAUCCCAAGGAGAGUCAGAAGAGCAAUCCAAAGUGGCUCUCAGGACAAGGCGGCGUAAACUUGGCUCCAGACAUGGUUGGGGGUUAGGCAGGAGCAAAGAUGGAGGCAUGUCUCAUUCCUUCAGCCCUGGAGAUCAUCACACACGACCUACACUGCGCUUUCGCAAUCCAACCAGUGCUUUAUGGGAAGCUGAGAAGGAUGGCAGCCCGACGCCUAGCGAGGAGGGAAAAGGUGAGAGUGAGGAGAAUGCUACUCCUGAGCACUCGGAUGUGAGCCGGGUCUCCUCUGGAGCUGAGGAUUUACACUCCAGUUUUGAAAAAAACAUGGACUAGGAACAGAAGCAAUAUUUAACUAGCCAAAGUAUGAGAAUCUGCAAUUAUUUUACUGUUUACAUUUUAUAUUAAAAACAGUUCAUAUGGUGUA